AUGUCGCAAACCUUUGGACAAAAGCUUAAUUCUCUUCUUCAUAACAAGGUCUUUAUGGGCUGGUUCACCGUCACCUUUGGGGGUAUCGGUAUCUUUGUGGCCUCUAGAACUUAUAUGAAAGGUGUCAAACAAGAUCGAUUUAAUACUUUGGAUGAUACCGAUUAUGUUGCAGGUGCUUAUGAAGGAGCACCAUCUGCUGAAAGAAAGAGCAAGUACGAAGCAGGAGGUCAUAGUAGCAGAGCUACUCGUCAACACGGAGAUAUUCUCCACUAUGGCGGAUUCUUUCGUCAUACACCUGACAAGCCGGCAGCCUCUGAAGAGGCUUCAAAAUAA
Magnusiomyces paraingens is the source of this 333-nucleotide messenger RNA. RefSeq lists its product as uncharacterized. Lineage: Eukaryota; Fungi; Ascomycota; Dipodascomycetes; Dipodascales; Dipodascaceae. The record is from RefSeq and is a predicted model, not a curated record. The transcript has 5 exons. Bases 1 to 333 code for a protein of 110 amino acids.